Morus notabilis is the source of this 2679-nucleotide messenger RNA. Its product is annotated as ADP-ribosylation factor GTPase-activating protein AGD4. The record is from RefSeq and is a predicted model, not a curated record. The transcript is spliced from 19 exons. Lineage: Eukaryota; Viridiplantae; Streptophyta; Magnoliopsida; Rosales; Moraceae. Gene Ontology annotation, molecular function: protein binding; GTPase activator activity. Gene Ontology annotation, cellular component: cytoplasm. The coding region runs from base 69 to 2444 and encodes 791 amino acids.
CUCUUCUCUGGAUCUCUGAAACACCGAAAGCGAAAGGAGUUGGACUUCGAGUUCUGAUAGCAACGACAAUGGCGGCCUUUAUCAGGCUCGACGAUUCCCCAAUGUUUCAGAAUCAGAUAUGUUCUCUAGAGCUGACAGCUGAUGAAUUGAAAGAUCGCUGCCAAAGCUUGUACAAGGGGUGUAAAAAUUUUAUGACAGCUCUCGGGGAAGCAUGCAAUGGAGACACUAUUUUUGCUGAUUCUCUCGAAGCAUUUGGUGGUGGAACAGAUGAUCCCGUCAGCGUAUCUGUAGGAGGUCCUGUAAUGUCCAAAUUCAUUUCUGCAUUUCAUGAGCUUGCUACUUACAAAGAGCUUCUUCGUUCUCAAGUAGAGCAUGUCUUGAUUGAUCGGCUGAUGCAUUUUAUGACAGUUGAUCUGCAAGAAGCGAAGGAUUCUCGAAGACGUUUUGACAAAGCUAUACAUGCCUAUGACCAGGCACGAGAAAGGUUUGUAUCAUUGAAGAAAAACACCCGAGAAGACAUUGUUGCAGAACUACAGGAGGAUCUAGAAAAUUCAAAAUCAGCAUUUGAGAAAAGCCGCUUCAAUCUAGUAAACGCACUAAUGAAUAUUGAAGCAAAGAAAAAGUACGAGUUCUUGGAGUCUGUUAGUGCAAUUAUGGACGCUCAUCUAAGAUACUUUAAGCUGGGUUACGAGUUAUUGAAGCAACUGGAACCAUAUAUUCACCAGGUAUUAACAUAUGCACAACAAUCUAAAGAACAGGCAAAAGUUGAACAAGAUAGACUUGCCAAAAGGAUUCAAGAAUUCAGGACACAAGCUGAGAUGGAUGCUUUACGAGCUUCCAGUAAUAUAGACCCUUCUGCGGGUGUCAAUGUCAUUCGUGUUUUUGGUAUGAAUUCUCAUAAAAGUGUAGAAGCAAUCAUGCAAUCCAGAGCAAAUGGGGAGGUCCAGACAAUCAAGCAAGGAUAUCUAUUGAAGCGAUCUUCUAGUUUGAGGGGAGAUUGGAAGAGGAGAUUUUUUCUACUCAACAGUCAAGGAUCUUUAUAUUAUUACAGAGUUAAGGGUACGAAACCCAUGGGUUCUCAUCCUCAGCAUUUUACUCGUCCAGCUGAACAGAACAGUGGCAUGUUUGGUAGAUUUCGUUCAAAGCACAAUAGAGGUGCAUCACUCAAUGAAGACAUUCUGAGCUGUCGUACUGUUGAUCUGCGUACCUCAUUAAUAAAGAUGGAUGCUGAGGAUUCAGAUCUACGGCUUUGCUUUAGAAUAAUAUCUCCAUUGAAAACUUAUACAUUACAGGCUGAAAACGAGGCAGAUAGAAUGGACUGGAUAAACAAAAUAACAGGAGCUAUUACAUCGCUUCUGAAUUCUCAAUUUUUUGACCAGCCGAGCCAUAUAACAACAAAUCCUGAAACUAAUAAAUCGACUGGCGGUGCUUCUCAUGGUGUUCAAACACGCAAUAGCCAUCAAGAUUUAGGAGACGACAUAAAAUCAAACAAAAUUGAGUGUGUAUCUAGUAUUCUCAGAGGUGUCCCAGGAAAUGAUCUUUGUGCAGAGUGCAGUGCUCCUGAGCCCGACUGGGCUUCUCUCAAUCUUGGUAUAUUGCUGUGCAUUGAAUGCUCUGGUGUUCACCGGAAUCUUGGUGUUCAUAUUUCAAAGGUGAGAUCUCUAAGACUAGAUGUCAAGGUUUGGGAACCUACGAUUCUGGAUUUAUUUCGCAACUUGGGUAAUGCUUAUUGUAACUCUAUAUGGGAAGGGUUGCUGCUGCUUGAGGAUGUACGAGCGGAUGACUCAAAUGCUCUUAUUGCUUCUACUUCAAAACCAUGCCCCAAAGAUGCCAUUCACUUGAAGGAAAAAUAUAUUCAAGCAAAGUAUGUAGAGAAAUUACUGGUCAUCAGAGAUGAAUCUGUUACUGAAAGGCCUGCUUGUUCCACAAGCAUCUGGGAAGCAGUUAAGAGUAAUAAUUUGCAAGAAGUCUACCGGCUGAUCGUGUUGUCAGACAUGAAUAUCAUCAAUACAACCUUUGACAAUGUGUUUGAUGUUGAUUUACAUCACCAUGUUGAGGCACAAGAGUCCAUUUCGGGUCGAAGUGCAAUUGAAAGGAAACACUUCGAUCCGGAAUCCUGUGAUAGAAUCAAGAACUCCAAUGAGCCAGGGAAUUGUCUUCAAGGUUGCUCACUACUACACUUGGCAUGUCACUCUGGAAAUCUGCAGAUGAUUGAAUUGUUAUUGCAGUUUGGCACUGACAUAAAUUUGAGAGACUUCCAUGGAAGGACUCCAUUGCACCAUUGCAUAUCCAGUGCGAAAAACCCAUUGGCAAAGUUUCUACUGAGAAGAGGUGCACGUCCGUCGAUCAAAGAUGGAGGCGGCCUAAGUUCACUGGAAAGAGCAAUGGAGAUGGGAGCAAUAACUGAUGAAGAGUUAUUCAUAUUGCUAACUGAAUGCGAGUGAACAGAAAAGCCUGGCGAGAUUAAUUGCGAGAUAAAUUGACUCGCAAUCCAUCUUCACUCUCACCCACGCUGACAAGUACAACACAAGUUUUUUAUUUUUAUUUAUUUAUUUAUUUUUAACGGUGCCUCCUUUUGUUCUUUUAUUUACUCUAGCUAUAUUUGUAUGUUGAAAUCUAUUAUAUUAUUUGGAUUUCAACUGUGUUUCAUCAGGGUUUUAGCAAGUAAAACGGAUCUUC